UGCACCCACAAACACAACCCAUCCUGUGAACAACCAAACUUCUGGGAGUGCUAAGGACUCCACAGUUCAUCCCUAAACUACAUAUAUUUUCACUUUUUAUUACAGCCCAGCUACAAUUGUGCAAGUAAAAAACUUACAUAUUUCAGGAGGGAGCGAAUUAGUGUGUUUGUGUUUUUUAUUCUAAUUCAAUGCACGGAAUUUUUAUUUGAGGUGUAUGUAAAUUUGAUGACUAUUAAAAAGUAAGGUUCAGUACUUUAAAAAAAUAUUUUAGAAAGAAUCCUCAAGACUCUGUUCAAAGUCACUAACUCCCAAAGAGAGAAACAUAGUUUUUGAUCCCUUUAAAAUUAUGAAGUUUAUAUUGCUAAUUGCUUUGCAUUGAAACACCCUCCCCCAAUGUUUUAAACCACCCAAUUUUAAAUCCUAGGGAAACUGUAGUCAAGUACUCUAGUACUUAUAUCUUCAAUAUUUCCAUUUCACAUUGCAUUUAAUAUUAAAGGACUGCUUAUUGGGUGACUGCAAAACAACUGCCAAUUCUUUUGUUACCAGAAAGGCUGACUGGUAUUUAAACAAGUCUAAACUAUGAAAAAAGGGUGUAAACAGAAAUCAUCUAAACAAAACCAGCAGACUGUUCCAACAACUACUUGUAAGAAAUUGUUCUUUAAAUCUUCCAAACAGAAGAAACACAACAAUCAAGGGGAUUUUGUGAAACUAUUUCCUCUAGAAGUCAGCUUAAAGAUUUUUAGCAAACUUGAUAUUCAUAGCUUGUGCAAUGCUGCAAUAACUUGCAAGAGCUGGAACCAAACCAUUGAGCAUUGUGAUGAUUUAUGGAAACAUCAUUGUUUAAAUAUAAGAGCUGUCUGUCAGCGAGAGGUUGAUGGUGACAGAGGAAAAGGGUACUCAUGGAAGGUCACGCUGCAUAGAAACUACUGGAAAAGCAAAAUAAAGUAUGAAUGGCUGAGUGGAAAAUAUAGCAAUAUUCAGUCACGGAGUAAUUUGCCAGAAAAAUGUAUGUAUCCUAUGGAUGUGGAUACCUGGGGAGAAAUCUUGGAAGCUGAACUGGAAAGAGUUUUAUACAGAGGAAAUUAGAGAAGAGGAAAUUGUGUGUGUGUAUAUGUGUUUGUGUGUGUGCCUGUAUAUGUGUACAUUUUUUGUAGUUUGGUUUGUGACUGCUUUAUACAUGUUUAUUUAAUUUUACACUUUCAGAAUUGUAAAUAUUUUAAUUCUUUAUUACAUAAAUAAUGUAUAAUAUUUAUUAAGUUGGUGGCUUCUAAAUGAUUAGAACUGCUAUUCCUUUCAAUGCAAGCUUGCAAGUCCAUUAAUGGACUUUGUAAUGGAAAUUGUAAUGUAAAACUUACGGAGGAUAUAUAGGUUACAGUAUGUAUCCUUAAAGUACAUUGAUUUGGAAGAUCUUUGCUGAACAAUUUGAUUUAUCUUUGGUCAUUGAUCAAAAUAAAGAAUGGUUGAGUAAUCUGA
Pantherophis guttatus is the source of this 1473-nucleotide messenger RNA. Lineage: Eukaryota; Metazoa; Chordata; Lepidosauria; Squamata; Colubridae. The record is from RefSeq and is a predicted model, not a curated record.